AUUUAUCAUAUGAUAUAUCAUGACUUCAUGCAUUCCCCGCAUGUGAGUCAGCAAGUCCCCGCUCUCUAUAUAUUGUCCUCCUUCAUCAACCUCGUACCUCCAUCUCAAACCCACCUCACCUCCCCCUUCACCCACAACCAAACAAGAAACAGCAAUCAAAAUGGCCCAACACUCAAACGGCCCAUACCACCUAAUCUACUGGCCCAGCAUCCCAGGCCGUGGAGAAUUCAUCCGACUAGCAUUAGAAGAAGCCGGCGCCAAUUACACCGACACAGCUCAUGAAGAAGGCGGGGUGAAAACCGUUCUCUCCCUCAUCGACCAAAACUUCAAAGGCGAUGAGUCCGGACCUCCACCGUUCGCACCACCCAUGUUAAAGCACGGUGAUCUUCGCAUCAGCCAAACACCCAACAUCCUGCUCUAUCUCGCCCCGCGCCUAGGCCUCACGCCCGAUGGCGACGCCAUUUACCAUGUGAACUCGCUGGCGCUCACGGCGCUAGAUGGACUGAGUAAUGAGGCCCACGAUACUCAUCAUCCCGUUGCCUCGGAGCUCUACUACGAGGACCAGAUGGAGGAGAGUAAGAAGAGAGCAGAGUCGUAUCGGAACAAUCGGCUGCCGAAGUACUUCUCCUAUUUCGAGCGGGUUUUGGAGCCCCAGGCAGCGAAAGGCCAGCCGUGGCUGUAUGGGGAGAGUUUGACGUAUGCGGAUCUUGUUCUUUUCCAGGGCGUCGAUGGUCUUAAGUUCGCAUUUCCUCGAGCACUUGCCCGAUUGGAAAAGUCUGGUAAGUAUCCGAAUGUCUUUAAGCUUUACGAAGCUGUCAAGAACCGGCCACGGAUCAAGGAGUAUCUUGCGAGUGAAAGAAGACAGAAAUACUCGCAGGGAAUCUACCGACACUAUCCGGAGUUGGAUGAUGCGGAGUAAACUUUCAUAUCCAGAGGGUCCGCUUGAUUGCAGGGCUCACGGUGGUAUCUAUAUAGCUGGAACUAGUUGAUGCUUUGUGGAUUUUGCUGGCACAACAGUGGACCAAACGUACAAAAAUUAGCAUAGCACUGUUGCUGGAAAUAUUUGCAUAGCAGGGAAUUUAAUGUUGAAUGACCAGUAUAA
Molecule: messenger RNA, 1102 nt
Organism: Aspergillus alliaceus
Lineage: Eukaryota; Fungi; Ascomycota; Eurotiomycetes; Eurotiales; Aspergillaceae
Product: glutathione S-transferase
Exons: 2
Coding region: 161-919 (252 amino acids)
Biological process (GO): glutathione metabolic process
Molecular function (GO): glutathione transferase activity
Source: RefSeq, a predicted model, not a curated record